AUGCCGGCACCUGACCCCACUGAAACAAUCUCCAACUGGGACUUCUCGGCGGUGUUGGAGUUGCUGAACUCACCCGCCUACACUGGCUGCUCGGCCCCGGCUCGGCAUUCCGAUUCCCCGGGAUUCUCGUCAUUCCCUGAGGGCCAGUCUGGCCAUGAUGUUAGUCAACCCACGGCCGUCAAGCCUCAGCGGAGCUACCCAAAACUUGGUGACUUGGGUACCGUCUGGGACUUUUUGAAUCAGACCGGUUCCACCACCCAACCGAAUCGCGAUGAGCAGGGUCCUUCUCCUGCUGUCACCAUCCUCAAACGCUCUUCCAACAACCAUGCCUCCGGCGAUGACUCCCACGCAAAGCCAUCCUCCCGAUCUCUUCCCGUCUCCAAGGCGUCAAAGCCUCGAGUCUCCAAGGACACCGUCUCUGGUUCCUCGUUACAUUCAGCCACCCGGUCUGAAGCGAUCACUAUUUUAAAGCGGGCUUCCGACAGCAAGCCCACCAAACAUAAUGCCUCUGUGACAUCACACCCUCCGCGAACUCCUCCGAAAGCGAUCCCUCGUGCUGGCUCUGACGACGACACCCCGAAAGUCAAGUCGAAGACAAGAGCCGGUAGGCAAGCGACCAACACCACAAAGGCCAAUGAAAUUAUAUCCUCAGAAAGCAGUGCCGAAGUAGAUUCGGACUCUAGCACCAUCAUUUUCGACCGCACUCUCACCAAGAAGCCCGGAGUCCUGGCGUUUGUCCCGGCUCAGGUGGGCACACUGGACGCAAAUCACACGGCCUCCGAUACACCCCCCUCUUCAUACGAUGACCCAGACUCGUCUUGGAAUUUUGACUCUUCGGGAACAAUCCGAGUUCGACCCGCUGCAUACAAAUCGACGACGGAACGGAGGGUCGGGCUGAUGACGAAGCUGCUCAAGGAGUUUCCCGAUUAUGCCAAACUGGUGUCCCAGGUUGGACGAUCUGCAAGCCCCAGCAAGAGAAGUCCCCAGUCACGCCCGAUCCAUGUCUUCGUCGACAUGUCCAAUGUGCGUUUCGAGCUUCCCGCAUGCGUUUCUUGUCCAUGUGCUAACACACCCCUCAAGAUUAUGGUAGGAUUCCACGAUUCGGUAAAAGCAUCGCGGAAUAUCCCUAUCUCCAGUCGCAUCCGGCGCGUGCACAUGUCCUUUGUCAACCUCUCUUUAAUCCUGGAACGGGGCCGUCCUGUAUCCAAACGAGUGCUCGUCGGCUCUGACCGACUACCUUCCAUCAACGAGGCCACAACCCUCGGCUACGAAGCCAACAUUCUCAACCGUGUCCACAAGGCCAAGCACCCAAGCACCCGCCCGUCCAAGCCCCGCAAGGUAGUCUCCGGUGGACCUGAAACGGCCACCACCUCUGGAGAGCGAUGCGUUGAGCAAGGCGUGGACGAAAUUCUGCACCUGAAGAUCCUGGAGAGCCUGCUGGACACGGACGAGCCGGCGACGAUUGUGCUGGCGUCGGGCGAUGCGGCGGAGGCAGAGUUCUCCGGUGGUUUUAUGCGUAUGGUGGAGCGCGCGCUGCAGCGCGGCUGGAUCGUGGAGCUGGUUAGCUUCUCGCAGGUCACUAGCAAUGCGUAUCGAAGGAAAGAGUUUCGGGAGAAAUGGCGAAGUCGCUUUCGUCUGGUGGAGUUGGAUGGGUAUAUUGAGGAGCUCUUUGACUAG
This is a messenger RNA of Penicillium riverlandense, 1677 nucleotides long. RefSeq lists its product as uncharacterized. Bases 1 to 1677 code for a protein of 558 amino acids. The record is from RefSeq and is a predicted model, not a curated record. Gene Ontology annotation, biological process: protein import into nucleus. Gene Ontology annotation, molecular function: guanyl-nucleotide exchange factor activity; small GTPase binding. NCBI's taxonomy places the organism in Eukaryota, Fungi, Ascomycota, Eurotiomycetes, Eurotiales, Aspergillaceae. Gene Ontology annotation, cellular component: nucleus. The transcript has a single exon.